AUGGCAUCCGUUUGCAUUCACCGGCAGCUAAACUCUCCUGCGGUGACGAACACCGACAAGAAAGCGGAUUUUCGCUAUCCACCAGUUAAACUUUCCAUGUCGCCUAGGACUUCCCGGCCUAUCCUAAAAGACAUGUCAAACACUAUGGUUGCUCAAGCAAUGGAAAGCCGUCGCUAUAUCAUCGAGCAGCCUGACAUUGACGCUCCCAGUCCAAAUGUACCGCUCUCGUCCCAGCAUGAGUCACAUGUCCGUGGUCCUUCUUAUGAAAAGUUCUGUCCGAUUGUCCCUUUGUCUCCCAUUCGCAAAAAUGCUCUUCCAAUAGGUCCCGUAACGAAACCUGCCAGCGUAGACCCCGUUACUUCGCUUGGUGCCAGCCGCCGUAUCCUUGCAGCACAUCUACCUUUGUCGCUGGAUUCCAUCGACUUUCAUAUUCAGUCACAGACACGCCACCCUUUGGUCAAUUCGAACAAAUGUACUCCCAGGCGUAGUUCAUCUCUCAUAGGUUCUCCAUCUCUCAACUCUUUGCCUUCAUCCUGGUCCACAGAGUACUUCGACUCAUCCGCAGGUAAAGAAAUUAUGGACCGUGCAGUCCCUUCUGCUGCUGGUGAACGCAGAGGUAUGACUCGUGGAAAUUUUCGCGAGAGUGGAACUCAUACCACUGUUAAUCGCAAUCGAGACGAAGCUAAAGAAUAUCGAUUUCCCAUCAUCCCUACUCGCACCUCCACUCCGCCGCUCAGCCCUCCACCUCCUUCAGGGUCUUCCAUGGCCACUGGACUUUCCAAGCGAUCAGGUCGCUGUUUUCGCUUAGUACCCACGAAGGUUGAUGGCGAGGAUAAGUUCAUGCAUGCUGUAGCGGCUCAGAUAUGGCCUCGCGUCGAUGAAGCUGGGAAACCGACUUUUGCUUCCGUAGCAAAUGGCACAGAUCUGACGGGAGACGGUUCCCCUGGAAUGCCACUUGAUAUGCUCCAAACUUUAGGCCAUCUCGAGGACAUUGCGGCUGUAGUGAAAGGACUACCUUAUCCUCGCGCCAGGGCAUGCGGGGACUUCCAGACGGAGGGAAGGAUGUAUUUUUCUGGCAUGGGAGGAAGGGAUGAUUCGUCGACAACGCUCCGACCCUCGACUCCAGGGAUAAGCACUACGCCUACAUGGGCUGACAAAGGUAAAUGGCGAGCAACUGCUCCCCCCAACAAGAGUAAAGGAGCCGUAGUAGAAAUUCCCCCUACUACAAAAACGAAUAUAGCGAAAUGCAUCACAGGCCGACUCGUUUCCCACCAAGAAACCAUGGGAUGCGUUUACAGUCCUCAACUAUACUCCACCCAAACAUUACACUAUGGACCACCGGAACCCAAGCUUGAUUUCGUUGAGUGA
Serpula lacrymans var. lacrymans S7.9 is the source of this 1368-nucleotide messenger RNA. RefSeq lists its product as uncharacterized. The transcript has 3 exons. The coding region runs from base 1 to 1368 and encodes 455 amino acids. The record is from RefSeq and is a predicted model, not a curated record. Lineage: Eukaryota; Fungi; Basidiomycota; Agaricomycetes; Boletales; Serpulaceae.